UAUAGCUCCUUAAGUACUGAUUUGGUCAAUCCUUUUGGUUUUCACAUAUUUUAUUAUGAUGAUAGCUGUUGUUAACCUUAUAUUUGUUUCAUAUGUGUGUGUAUAUAUAUAUAUAUAUAUAUAUAUUAUUUCGUCUAUCAGCCUUAUCUUUAACAUAUAUUUUAAGUAGGGACAUGACUAUGUAAGCCAUGGGUUCAUGAACAACAAAACAUAAAAUACUCAGAAAUUAGUUCAUGCUUACCCAUGAUGAAAGGUGUCAAUAUAUACCUUUUUUAUAUUAAACACGACAUAGAUAGGUAGGAAUUCUGUGUUUUCGUAGUGCAUUUUCUUCUUGUCCUCAAUUGUCAUAGAUAUAUUAACUUAAUCAAUCACGCGAUUUGAAUUUUGACAGAAUAAGGAGGAGGAGCCAAAUUCAUAAUCAUAUGAAAUGGCAGCAGAAAAUUUCAGCUCAACACCUCGCAGACCAUUACAAGAACCACAUCCAUUAAGUAUAUUCGCUGGCUCCCAAAAAGACGAUGCUAAUGAGAUCUGUGACACAGAUUUUACUUUUCCCACUUCGCUCACGGUGCCAGCUCCUAGUAGAACAGCUUCCCGGCAUACACUAGAAGAUUCUCCGGAAGCAAAGCAAGAAUACUUCACAAAAUGCGUGCCCCUAUACAAGGCUGCAUUAGAAGGUGACUGGAAAUCGGCCAAAAAAAUCAUAAAUAAAGAUAAGACCAUCGUACGUGCCUGUAUCACAAAAGGAUGGCACACUGUUCUUCAUGUUGCGGCGGGAGCAAAACGUGUUUACUUUGUGAAGAAGUUGCUGAAACUGUUGGAUAAACAAGACCUAAUCUUGCAAGAUCAAAAUGGGAACACGGCCUUUUGUUUUGCUGUUGCAGCUGGAACUCUACCAGUGGCUCACAUGAUGAUACGAAAGAAUCCGAGGGUGCCAGAAAUUCGGGGUGGUAAACAAAUGACACCACUCUAUCUUGCAGCUUUGUUUGGACAUGACGAGACGGCAUCGUAUCUCUACCCUAAACUCAUCAAACUUGUUGAUGAAUGGGAACGAGUUGGGAUAUUUUUCACCUGCAUUAACAAUGACUUAUAUGAACUAGCCUUGAAAAUGGUUCAUGGCUACCCGGAGCUAGUAGUGGCUCGUGACCCCAAUAGUGAGACAGCCUUGCAUUUGCUAGCUCGGAAGCCUUCAGCACUAGCCACCAAAAGCUCAGGAAUAUGGAAGUGCUUCGCUUACUCUUGUACAAAUAGGGGAAGAUUGAAAAGAACUCCCGGCCUUCAAUUAUUGAAACGCCUUUGGGAAGAGAUUAUGUGGCAAAGUGACCGGACGGUGACGGACGUGAUAAGGAAGCCUUCACAUGUAUUAUUCAUGGCAACAAAACUAGGAAACCUUGAGUUCGUGGCUGAGCUGAUUGGGUCUUACCCGGAUUUGAUAUGGGAAACAGAUGAUUGCAAUCGAAGUUUAUUUCACGUCGCAGUUAUGUACCAUCAUGCAGGAAUCUUCAAUCUCGUACAUAAGUUAGGUUUAUACAAGGAUUUCGUGCUCUCAUUCAAAGAUGACAAAAAAUCCAAUAUCCUGCACUUAGCGGCACAGUUAGCUCCGCCACAUCAAUCGAAUAUGGUGCCAAAACCUGCCCUUCAAAUGCAACGAGACUUAUUAUGGUUUAAGGAGGUGAAAAAGGUUGUUCCACCUUUGUACCUAGAGAUAAAAAACUCAGAAGGUAAAACCCCUAGAGAUAUAUUUCACGAACAACAUAAGGGUUUGUUGGAAAAUGGAGAGUCCGGGGUGAAAAGUGGUGUGCAUGCUUGUUUCUACCCACGUUGCUAUUUCAGUGUUGGCUGCUCCUAGUUUAUCUCGACUGGCGUCGUUACAUGAUGGUUGAAAAGAGGCGAAAGUUGUGGUUUUUGAAAUCCAUUAAUAUUUCAUCCUAUAUAUAUAGCUUCAGGCUUUGUAGACAGUGUAUACGUAUUUUCAGUAUUUAACGGUUUUAGGGUUUUAAAUUGUUGAAUGUAUUGCAUUAGGUUGCAUUUUGAUCAUGUAGGCACUAUGUAAAUAGAUUUUUGUGUUGAUUUCUUAAUGAAUAUUGAUACAGUAGAAGCUAAGCUUAUUUACAAAA
Messenger RNA from Prunus persica (peach), 2114 nucleotides. RefSeq lists its product as uncharacterized. Gene Ontology annotation, molecular function: protein binding. The transcript is spliced from 6 exons. NCBI's taxonomy places the organism in Eukaryota, Viridiplantae, Streptophyta, Magnoliopsida, Rosales, Rosaceae. The coding region runs from base 428 to 1846 and encodes 472 amino acids. The record is from RefSeq and is a predicted model, not a curated record.